GACUCGUCACUUUCCGUCCAGCUGCAUCCACUGGUCCUCCUCACCAUCUCCGACUACAUAACGCGCCACUCUAUGCGCAAGCAGGAAGGCCCAAUUGUUGGUGCUAUCAUCGGUCAGCAAAAUGGACGCACCAUCACCAUGGAGCAAGCCUUCCAGUGUAAGACCAAGGAGAUAGGCGACAAAGUCUUGGUCGACGAAGAGUGGUUUGCCGAGCGUCUAGAACAGUUCAAGGACGUUCACAAGGCCCCUCCGCUCGAUCUGGUCGCCAUCUUCACCCUCGCUCCCCCCUCAGGUCCUCUCCCCGAACAUGUUCCUAUCCUCCAGCAGUUGCAACACUCGUACAACGACUCGCUCAUGCUCCUACUCUUCCAUCCUCAGACCAUCCUUGACGGUGCCCUCACUGGCGGAAAGCUACCCAUCUCUAUCUACGAGUCCUACUACGAACCUGGCAGCGAAAAUGCGGACAAGGGUCUACAAGUCGACGGCUGGGCCAUGGGUCGCCAACUGCAGAUGCGUUUCCGCCAAUUGCCCUUCGAGGUCGAGACUGGAGAGGCCGAGAUGAUCGCUGUCGACUUUGUUGCAAAGGGAAGCGGCUCCGCUGCUGUUCACAACUCGGCCACUCCUCCUUCAAAAGCCAAGGGUCGUGCUGAGGAUGGAGCUGCUUCCAACGACGUUCAACUCAGUGCCGCCGAUGAAGAAGUCAUCUCGUCCCUCACCGCCAAGUACAACGCCAUCAAGAUGCUGCACCAACGCAUCAACCUCAUCAAGGCCUACCUUGCCGAACUACCACAAUCAUACCUCACCGACGCCUCCAUUCCCGCCGGCCCGAGCGACCCUCCCCUCAACCACCAACUCCUCCGCGAAAUCUCUUCCAUGCUCUCUCGUCUUCCUUUACUCGCCCCUCCCACCACUCAAUCAUCUACCACAAUCCCCGUGCCAGGAAUGCUUCAAUCCGCCCUCGCAACAGCUUCUGCACAGGAACAGUCAGACGUGCACAUGGUGUCGCUGCUCGCCUCUCUCACUCGCACAGUAGCUCAGGCCAAGGACAUGGGCUCCAAGUAUUCAAUUGUGCAAAAGGCAAAGACGGAUAAG
Messenger RNA from Aureobasidium namibiae CBS 147.97, 1092 nucleotides. RefSeq lists its product as uncharacterized. NCBI's taxonomy places the organism in Eukaryota, Fungi, Ascomycota, Dothideomycetes, Dothideales, Saccotheciaceae. The annotation marks the transcript as partial. Gene Ontology annotation, biological process: protein deneddylation. The record is from RefSeq and is a predicted model, not a curated record. The transcript has 3 exons. Gene Ontology annotation, molecular function: metallopeptidase activity; protein binding. Gene Ontology annotation, cellular component: COP9 signalosome.